This is a messenger RNA of Hippopotamus amphibius kiboko, 6302 nucleotides long. RefSeq names its product origin recognition complex subunit 3 (gene ORC3). Gene Ontology annotation, molecular function: DNA replication origin binding. The record is from RefSeq and is a predicted model, not a curated record. Gene Ontology annotation, biological process: DNA replication initiation; DNA replication. Gene Ontology annotation, cellular component: nuclear pre-replicative complex; nuclear origin of replication recognition complex; DNA replication preinitiation complex. The transcript is spliced from 20 exons. The coding region runs from base 58 to 2178 and encodes 706 amino acids. Lineage: Eukaryota; Metazoa; Chordata; Mammalia; Artiodactyla; Hippopotamidae.
CGCGAGGGAGCGCGGGAAAUCCCGAGUGCAUCUGGAAUUCCGCGGGUCGCUGGGACCAUGGCCACUUCUUCGGUGUCCAAGGGAUGCUUUGUGUUUAAGCCAAACUUGAAGAAGAGAAAGAUCUCUGUGCCAGUAGAGAACUAUUUUAGUAAAGGGAAAAAUGAGUCUGAGGACAGUAAGCUUCGCUUUGAAACUUACCAGUUGAUGUGGCAGCAGAUGCAGUCUGAAACUGAGCGACUACAAGAGGAAUUAAAUAAAAACCUGUUUGACAGUCUAAUUGAAUUUCUGCAAAAGUCUCAUUAUGGGUUCCAGAAGAAUUCAAGAGACUGGGGCUAUCAAAUAAAACUCAGAGAAAUUCCAACUGCUGCUCUUGUUCUAGGUGUAAAUGUAACAGAUCAUGAUUUAACAUUCAGAAGUCUAACGGAAGUCCUUCAGCAUAGUGUCACUCCAUAUGUAGUCUCAUUGCAAGCUAAAGAUUGUCCAGAUAUGAAACAUUUUUUGCAAAAGCUGGCCUCGCAGUUGGUGGACUGCAAUGUAGACGUGCAGUCCAAAGAGAAAGAAAGUGUUCAGGUCACCCAGAAAAGGAUACACUAUUCAAUGGAUUCUCUUUCCACUUGGUAUAUGAAUGUCACACAGAAGACAAACCCAAAAAUGCCAAGAAAAAAGAGGACUUCUAGCCAGUGGCAGUCUCCUCCUGUUGUGCUUAUCUUAAAGGAUAUGGAAAGCUUUGCCACAAAAGUGCUGCAAGACUUUAUAAUUAUCAGCAGUCAACAUCUACAUGAAUUUCCACUAAUACUCAUUUUUGGAAUCGCCACAUCUCCUGUUGUCAUCCAUCGGUUGCUUCCUCAUGCAGUAUCAUCUCUAUUGUGUAUAGAACUAUUCCAGUCUUUGUCUUGCAAGGAGCACCUGACUACAGUACUUGAUAAGCUACUUCUUACAACUCAGUUUCCAUUUAAACUAAGUGAAAAAGUAUUGCAGAUUCUGACCAACAUCUUUUUGUAUCAUGAUUUCUCAAUUCAAAACUUUAUAAAAGGACUUCAGCUUUCUCUAUUAGAACAUUACUAUUCCCAGCCGCUCAGUGUUCUGUGCUGUAAUCUCCCAGAAGCCAAGAGAAGGAUAAACUUUUUAUCAGAUAAUCAAUGUGAAAACAUCCGACGUCUUUCAUCAUUUAGGAGGUAUGUGGAAAAUCAAGCUUCAGAAAAGCAAGUUGCACUGUUGACCAAUGAGAGAUUUUUGAAGGAGGAAACACAAUCAUUACUAGAAAACCUGCAUGUUUACCAUACGCAUUACUUCCUGAUUUUGAGAUGUCUUCAUCAGUUCACCUCUUCUCUUCCCAAGUACCCAUUGGGUCGACAGAUCAGAGAGCUGUACUGCACGUGUUUAGAAAAGAACAUAUGGGAUUCAGAUGAGUAUGCAUCAGCUUUGCAGCUGCUGAGGAUGUUGGCAAAGGAUGAACUGAUGACCAUGCUUCAGAAAUGUUUCAAGGUUUUUAAGUCCUCUUCUGAAAAGCAGCUUGGCAACACAGAAAAGAGAAUAGAGGAGUUCCUGGCCCAGUUUCAGAGCCUUGAUGCAGAAGCCAAAGAGGAAGAAGAUACUCCUGAGUCACAGUCAAAGGGGCUUCAGAAGACGGACCUCUAUCAUCUUCAGAAGUCCUUAUUGGAAAUGAAGGAGUUAAGAAGAGCAAGUAAGAGGCAGACCAAGUUUGAAGUCCUCAGAGAACAAGUUGUGAGCUUCAUUGACAGUCUGGUGAGAGAAUACCUCCUGCCUCCGGAGACACAGCCUCUGCACGAGGUGCUGUACUUCAGCGCUGCCCACACCCUUCGCCAGCACCUGAAUGCAGCCCCACGCAUCGCCCUCCAUACUGCACUCAACAACCCAUACUAUUACCUCAAGAAUGAAGCAUUGAGAAGUGAAGAAGGUUGCAUUCCAAAUGUCGCCCCAGACAUCUGCAUAGCAUAUAAACUGCACCUGGAGUGCAGCAGGCUAAUCAACCUUGUGGACUGGUCAGAGGCUUUUGCAACAGUUGUGACAGCUGCUGAAAAAGUGGAUGCAAAUUCUGUAACCUCAGAAGAAAGGAAUGAAAUUAUCCAGUAUCCUUUUAAAAGCAAUUCUGCAAUGUCCAAGCAAGCAUACAGAAUGGUGAGGCAAUCAGCAAUACUCCACGUCUGGUUAAUGUGAAGACACCAUCAACAUCUACAGUGCGAUUUCCUUGGCUUUCAAAUGGCGCAGAUAAGCAUCAGAAAAAUGCUUAUACUGUAAGGUGCAGAGGAACUGGCCUCACACAGACCAGCAGAUUUACAUCUGUCUGAGGCACCCUGAGUAGAAAUAGCUCUGCUUCCUUUUUCUUUUGCUAGGCACUGAGCUGAAUUCAACCAUGUCAUGCACUGAACCACUUUGAUUUUCCUUACUCUCUACUUAAAGAUUAGGUAAGACAGUAGCAGGAUGAAAACUGUUUUGUAGAUAUCCAAAAAAGCUAUAAAAUUAAAACAUGAAGCUCAUUUGUGGUAGCCAUUAAUGGAGCACAAAACCCUCAAACCAGCCUAUGAAGUGUCAGCUUAUGUCCAUUCCUUAAUACAGUAAAACCUUACAAAUGGGAUGUUCUGAUGCACUAAAUCUUGUGUUUAAUGAAAUACUAAUCUGAAAAGUUUGAAAAUUUCAAACUAUUGAAGUAGUUUCAAAUUUGUUCACAAAACAUUUAUUGAGCAUGUACCAUGCCCGGCACUGUUGCAAGCACUUGUGAUACUUCAGUGAGCACAGAUCUUUGCCCUCAUUGCAUUCUAGCAAAGGGAGUAGAAUAAUUAAUUAUAUCGUAUGUUACAGAAAAAAAAAAACAGCAAAAAAGCAGGAUGUCAUGCUGCAGUUUUAAACAGUGGUCAGAACAGGCCUGAGAUGACGUUGGAACAAAAAGAUUGAGCCAUGAUGUUUAAUGGGAGAAGUGCAUCGUGGACAGAGAACAGCAAUAACAAAGGUCCUAAGGGCAGCACGCAGGCAGCACGCAAGCAGCACGAGGAAGAGCAAAGGUGGCCAGUGUGGGACAUGCAGUAAGCAAGAGGGAAACUCAAAGUGAAUGAGGUGGGGUGGAGGGCAGGUAAGUUAUGGCCCUGCAGACCAGUAACAUUUAUAGAUAGGAAGCCAUCUAAGUAAAAGACCUUUAAAGGAUCACUGACUGUUACGAGAAUAGACUAGAAUAGGUGAGGAGACACAAAUGAGGCAAAACCAAGACCAAUCACUGAAAUCACCUGGGCGAGACACAAAUGUCUUCAACAAGCGUUAACAGUAGAAAUGGUGAGGUAAGGUCAAAUGUUGAUUAGAUUUAGCGAUGUGGAAAAAUUGGUGACUGAGUGGUUGAAUAGUGAAGACAAAGUCGGGUAGUAGGUAUCACCGAUCAGAUGACCUAAUUAAGUGUCCAAACAUCACUAGGCCUGGGAAAGCCAUACUUUGUGUGAUAUAAUAUGGAGAUCAUAGCAUCAUCUUAUACUCUUACACAAAAGGUUUAACCUGAAACUAAUGAAUGCUGUAGACCUAACUUCAAGUUUACAGUAAGUUCAAAGGGAUAGAAGAGUUUAAAGACAUGAAUUAAUGACAAAGAAACAUUCAAUAACACAACAGGCCUAAUUGGAACAGAAAGUCAGAAUCUUGAUUGAAUUCUGCUUUGGGGAGAAAAAAAGCUGCAAAAGACAUUUUGAGGACAAAUGGGAAAAUCUGAGUAUGGAUUAGAUGUUAAAUAAGCAAAGCAUUAGUUUAAGUGUGAUAACGGUACUGAAGUUAUGCCUAAGAACCCCCUUUUUCUUAGGAGUUGCAUCAUGUAUACAUUCUUUGAAGCAUAUAAAGCAAAUAUGGCAAAAUAAUUGUUCCCUCUAAGUAGAUCGUUGGACUACUCUUUCAGCUUUUAUGUUUUGAUUUUUUCCUAAUAAAAUUUGGUGACGGAUUGUAAGUUCAGAAAAUUUUUAAGUUUUGCUUUAAAGGUUAUAGAACAAAAAUAAAUAUAGGUAAUAGCUAGCGAGGGAUUAUAGGAUUAAAAGACUUUUAAUAGCAUGUUUAUUACGCUUAUGGGAAUGAUCUAGUAGAAAGAAAAUGGAUGCAGGAGAGUACUGCUGGCUCUGUCUUCGAAUGAGCUAAUGCUGCUCACCUAGGAGCAGAGAACUGCUGGAGCCCUGUCUGUGAGGAGACAGGGACAGACUCAUUAGGUGCUUGAGCAAGACAUUCACUUAUUAACACCAGUUACUGUGUAAUUUUGAAGUAAGGGAGUAAAGAGAACCCAAAUAAGGCAAAUAUCGUGCAGUCAUUUCCACCCCUAGCUGCUUGGAUCAGCCAGGGAGCAUAUUUAUCAGAUUCCAGCAGUCCUCCUCUCCCCGCAGUCUUCUAAAGCAGUCUCUGGGGUAGAACCUGCGAAGGCACUCCAGUUAAUAUUGCUGAUGCAAUAAAUGUCUCAUUUGGAAACCAUUUUCUUUAGGGAUAUAAGUUCUUGCCAUAGGCCAUAGCUAGCUUUUAAACCAACAAUCUUUAUUUUUUUUUUCAGAUUGCCUGUGCCUAUUUUUCCUAAUACAAAGAACAAUACUUGGUGACGUGCCCUUGUUAAGUGACUUACUGAAUACAUUACAGUAACCUGAGUACAGCACCACACCAGCACUGCCUUUUACUAUAAAAGAUGACUGCUAGCACACUAAGUUCUAUGGAUACUUAGUUACUAGAAACAAUUUCAGGGUUCUUUGGGAACUCAAAGUGCAGCUGAUAUUGCACUAAUCACCACUUACUGGGUCUGUCUAAAUCUUGGCUUAACUAAUUCCAAGAAGUUGCCCACAUUUUUUAUUUUCUGAAAUUACCUCACAUACUUAAAAUCAGUAAGCAGCCUAUAAGCUAGGAAUUUUUGUAAGGUGGGUAAGCAAAAAUGUGGCUGUGGAGGAAAUUUUGUUCUUCAUCAAAGUUUAAUCUAGAAUUAAAACACUACUUGUGGCUCCACUCAGAUUGCCAGCACUGAUUUUCCUUUUAGCAUAUCUUGCCCUCUAAAUAUAAAAACCAGCUUUUAUAAUAAAUUUAAAUCUACAUAAAAAUUCACACACGCUUAUUAUGUAAAAGAAUGUUCAUCGUUUUGGGGUGAAGAAGGGAUAAAGCAUGUGCACAUUCACUCUCCCCCCCCACUCCUCCAUGUUUUAGUUUCCUGCUUGCAUUCUAAAGUGCUAUCCCACUAUACCAGUGGUUCUCGACUGGGGACUGUUUUCUUCCCCGACCCCGACAUCUGUCAGUAUCUGGAGGCAGAUUUUUUGGUUGCCACAACUGGGGGUGGGUGCUACUGGCAUCUAGUGGUAGAGACCAGAGGUGCUGCUAAACAUCCUGCAAUGCACUGGAUAGUCUCCCCACAACAAUGAAUGAAUCUGGCCUAAAUUUAAUAAUGCUGAGGUUGGGAAUCGAGCCCAUUAAAACCAGGUAGAAUUGUCCACCUUACUUAUGACCACCUGCACUAUACCAGUGUUUCUCAAGCACUUAAUGGGCAUAUGAAUUACCUGAGGAUCUUGUGAAAGCCCUAUACCACUUUUUGGCCUUGUUUUUAAACAAAGAAUUGGUAAAUUAUGAUCACUACAGUUAAAAAGGAAAAAAACCCUUUUUGUGUCUUCCACUAAUUAGGUCAAUAAUAAAUAUUAAUGUCCCAGUAUGUUUAUGACUUAAUUAGUAGAGAUAUGCUAAUAGAAUUUAACAAAAGAAUUCACUGAAGCAUUGUUUGCUCACUUCAUUAUAAGAAAGCUGUGUCUGCAAAGCAUGUAUGCAAAGGGCAUUAGAUGUGCUGAAUCAUCCUUUCAUAUACUGUCCUUUGAAAAAGGUAAAAACUCUACAGUUGUUAAAACUGACUUAUUUAACCUGUCAUGCAGUCAGAAGAGAAAACACUUUGGAAUCAAAACUCAGUUUGUGAAAAUAGCACUCAGAUCUUAGAUUUGGAACGUGAAAAGACUGAUUUUGAAAUCCUAUCAGAAAAUUAACUUCAUUGAUUCCUGGAAAAUGCUUUACAUUUAAAACACUGGCUUUAUUCAAAUACUACCCAUCUGUACAUUAAAAACAAGCAGAUUAGAAGUAAAUGUUUUAUUCUUCCAACUAAAUUCCAGUACUACAAGGGCAGUAAAACAAUGAUACACUGGAGAAAAAAAAAAAUGCAGCAAUAAACAUUUGUUAAAAAGACUGAUAGAAUAAAUAAAAACUACAAAAAAAAGGGGGGGGGAAAUCAUAUAAACCCAUUCUGAAACCCCAAGAAGUCCUGGAAUACAGAAAUGCCCUCCUCCUUCACUAUUUCACAGGAAGCACUGUAGGCUAUU